AUGGCAGACUUCCCAUCCAAGGUUACCACAGAGACCGGCCCCCCCAACUCCCAGAGCUCUCAGCAGGGGGGCAACAGCCUCCGAGGGCUGACUGCUAACGUCACCACUAUGAUGGAUCUGUCCUUUAUCCGAAGCAUUACGGCCAUCCUCAUGAUAGCUGAAAUAGUUCUGGGUCUGCUCCAGUGGGCGUUGAUAACCAGCGCCCCCUAUACAUUGCUGCCAGCGUAUGGCUGGGUGAUGUUUGUGGCCGUCACUUUGUGGAUCCUCACCACCAUCCUCUUCUUCAUGAUCCUCUUCGGCGCCCAGCGAAAACUCGCCGCUGUACCCUGGCCCCUGACGGUGAUGGCGUAUAAUGGCGGGGCCACAGUCCUCUAUCUGACCGCCUUCCUGGCAAACGCAGCGUCAGUGCGGCCCUUCUACCACAACUAUUUCUACGGACAUAUGGCAGCCGCUGCUUUCUUUGGUGCCUUGGUGACCGUGGCGUACGGUGCCAGUGCUUUCUUCUCCUAUUUGGACUGGAGGGGAGAUGGAGGAAACGCCGCCACCAGUACAGUGCCAACCUAGGCCUCAAACCUGUGAAGCUGAUCCUGGAAAAAGACUCCUCAUGUUUUCUUUCCUUCAAGAUAAUUCAGUUAUUUGGAUUGUCCAGUGUUGAUACUCAACUCUCAACAGUGUCACAUGACUGCUGACUCUGGUAACCCAAACCCUGACCUUAACUUAACCCCAGGAUUCCCAAUAACAUAUCUAUAGUUACUUUUAAUUCAAACACCCUGGACCUUUACCUUCACAUUAUGCUAAUAGUAGGUGUAUCAGUACUGGGUUAGCCACAUAAAAUGUUUGUCUCUACAACACAAUAUUACUUUUAAGGGGCUCUGGGGGACUGCACUAAGGCCCCAAAUUCAGGCCUUCCUAAAAUAAUACACUGAAUAAUACUAUUGUAAAUCAACAAAUAAAUUCUUGGUAAUACCAGGGGCAUUGUUUAUAUGGAAUUAGUGGGCUUCAUACGUGCAUUAUGAAUAAUUAUAUCAUGAUAUUCAGAGCAUAACGUAGUUACUAACACCUCCAGCUUGUAUUUAAAAUACACAUAAGAUGCCUCACUGCACUUAAAACAAUAGUUCAACAUUUCAGGAAAUUACCAAAACUCACUUUCUUGCCAUGAGUUAGACAGAUCGAUACCACUCUGAUGUCUGUUAAAACAACAAUGGAACUACUGGCAGCAGCUGAUUUGCUUAGCUCAGCAUGAAGACACAAGGGGAAACAGCUAAGCUGUCUCUUUCCAAAGACAAAAAAUCCCCUCGAAAGCUCACAAAUUAACACGUUAGUACAAAAAAACGUUGCUGUGUGGCAGACUAAGAAUAUUUCUUAGCCAGUGUAAGUGCAGUUAUUUGUCUUACUCUGACACUCUAACAAAUCCUAAUAAUAAAAAAUUGCUAAAUAUAUAAAUGUUUUAUAACAAUUUUGAUGACAUUAGUUUGAAAUAUUCUAAACUGCUCCAAAGUUGUGUCCAUGAUACAUCAUUGCCGCAAACAGCACAUUCGCACCAUGAAGUGUAAAAUGUUUCCGACCCUGUGUGAAUGAGGGG
Molecule: messenger RNA, 1582 nt
Organism: Micropterus dolomieu (smallmouth bass)
Lineage: Eukaryota; Metazoa; Chordata; Actinopteri; Centrarchiformes; Centrarchidae
Product: plasmolipin
Exons: 4
Coding region: 1-564 (187 amino acids)
Biological process (GO): myelination
Cellular component (GO): membrane
Molecular function (GO): structural constituent of myelin sheath
Source: RefSeq, a predicted model, not a curated record